GAAAAAGAGAGAGUUGCAAAUUAAAUUAGCAAUUUGGGUGAUAAUUUAAGGAGGGCAAGAAGGGAUAAUUAAAAGUGGUAACAAAAUCGGAUCACAAGCAAAAUCAAAUCCUGAAAUUUAUCAUUUUAGUUAAAGUCAAAUUCUUUGAAUUUACAAAAUAAAAAAAAAUCCUGUUUUUAUAAAUAUUAUCCUUUUACCAAGGCUGUCUCUAUAAAUAGCAGCAACAUCCUCAGCUAUUGUGCGUGUCUCUUUCUCUUGUAAUCCCAGGAGUCCGAUUUUCAUUUGUUAGCUUCAAUAAGAUGAAAGGUGGGAGGAUACUGCUGCUUCUUGUUUGCUCGAGUGUAAUCACUUUAGGAGUGUUUGCUGCUGGUCCACCAACAUGCCCUGCUGAUCUUGGUGGAAAAUGCAGUGAUUCUGAAGAAUGGGAAGGGGAGUUCUUCCCUGGCAUUCCCAAAAUUAAGUACGAGGGACCUUCUAGCAAGAAUCCACUAGCAUUCAAAUGGUAUAAUGCGGAAGAAGAGAUUCUUGGGAAGAAAAUGAAGGAUUGGAUGAGAUUCAGUAUUGCAUUUUGGCACACAUUCCGUGGAACAGGAGGUGACCCCUUUGGUGCGCCUACCAAGUAUUGGCCUUGGGAAGAUGGAACCAAUUCUUUGGCUAUGGCCAAAAGGAGAAUGAGAGCUAAUUUUGAGUUCUUGGAGAAGAUUGGAGUUGAUAGGUGGUGUUUCCAUGAUAGGGAUAUAGCUCCUGAUGGUGAAACUCUGGAGGAAAGUAAUAAAAACUUGGAUGAAGUAGUGGCCCUUGCUAAAGAACUUCAGGAAACCAACAUCCGUCCUUUGUGGGGUACAGCACAAUUGUUUAUGCAUCCUCGUUACAUGCAUGGUGGUGCUACUAGUUCUGAGUUAGGCGUGUAUGCAUAUGCUGCAGCUCAAGUGAAGAAAGCAAUGGAGGUCACACAUUACUUGGGUGGAGAAAAUUACGUCUUUUGGGGUGGUCGAGAGGGUUACCAGAGUCUUUUAAACACAGAUAUGGAAAGAGAGCUUGAUCAUUUGGCAAGGUUUUGCGAAGCUGCUGUUGCCUACAAGAAGAAGAUUGGAUUCAAUGGAACUCUGCUUAUUGAGCCCAAGCCUCAAGAACCUACCAAACACCAGUACGACUGGGAUGCUGCUACUACAGCUAAUUUCUUGCGGAAAUAUGGCCUAAUAGGGGAAUUCAAGCUAAACAUAGAGUGCAACCAUGCCACUCUUUCAGGUCACAGCUGUCAUCAUGAGCUUGAAACUGCAAGAAUUAAUGGUUUACUGGGAAAUAUUGAUGCGAACACUGGAGACCCUCAGAUUGGAUGGGAUACAGAUCAGUUCAUGACUGAUAUUUCAGAGGCAACUAUGGUUAUGCUUAGUGUGAUAAGAAACGGAGGAUUAGCACCAGGAGGAUUCAAUUUCGAUGCAAAACUGCGAAGAGAGAGUACAGAAGUUGAGGACAUAUUCCUUGCUCAUAUUAGUGGAAUGGAUACCCUGGCUCGUGGACUCCGAAGUGCUGCCAAGUUGAUUCAGGAUGGUUCAUUGGCUGAGCUUGUUCGCAAACGCUAUCAGAGUUUUGAUACAGAAAUCGGGGCGCAAGUAGAGGCUGGUAAGGGAGAUUUUGAAACGCUUGAGAAGCUGGCCAUGAAAUGGGGUGAACCCAAGGUUCCAUCUGCUAAGCAGGAACUUGCUGAGAUGAUUUUCCAGUCUGCACUGUAGAAAAUGGCACGUAGACAGA
Populus euphratica (Euphrates poplar) is the source of this 1752-nucleotide messenger RNA. RefSeq names its product xylose isomerase family protein. Gene Ontology annotation, molecular function: xylose isomerase activity. The transcript is spliced from 21 exons. NCBI's taxonomy places the organism in Eukaryota, Viridiplantae, Streptophyta, Magnoliopsida, Malpighiales, Salicaceae. The coding region runs from base 300 to 1733 and encodes 477 amino acids. Gene Ontology annotation, biological process: carbohydrate metabolic process. The record is from RefSeq and is a predicted model, not a curated record.